AAGAAGGCAUUGAUCCCAUUCAAGCGGCAAGAUCGCAUCUUACUCCUUGGAGAGGGUAAUUUCAGCUUUGCUGCAAGUCUCGCACAGCAUCACCUGGAUGAUGCGAGUUUACUCGUUGCAACGAGUUUCGAUACGGCUGAGGAGGUGCGCGCCAAGUAUGCAGAUGGCGAAGAGCAGAUUUCAAUCGUCACCGAUUGUGGUGGUGCAGUGCUCCAUGGGAUUGAUGCGACGCGUCUUGCAGAGCAAUCAGCGCGUCUUUGUAAAGACUUUUCACGACGGCUAGGUAUCGAGACACUCAAGUUUGAUACCGUUCUCUUCAACUUCCCACACGUCGCUGCAGGCAUUAAAGAUCAAGAUCGCAAUAUCGUCGCCAAUCAAACGAUGCUGCGUGAUUUCUUCAAAGAUGUACCACAUGUCUUGAAUGAAGGUGGCAGUAUUGCUGUAUCACUCGCACUAGGGAAAACUUAUGAACGAUGGAACCUCAAAGGGCUUGCUAAAGAUGCAGGCUUACAACUUGCUCGUAGUGGUCAAUUUGUCGGUGCCGCGUUUCCAGGGUAUGAACACCGUCGAACGAGUGGU
Molecule: messenger RNA, 579 nt
Organism: Protomyces lactucae-debilis
Lineage: Eukaryota; Fungi; Ascomycota; Taphrinomycetes; Taphrinales; Protomycetaceae
Exons: 1
Biological process (GO): rRNA base methylation
Cellular component (GO): cytoplasm
Molecular function (GO): rRNA (uridine-N3-)-methyltransferase activity
Source: RefSeq, a predicted model, not a curated record